AUGGAUACAGUUGCAGGUGUUAGUGUCGAUAGUGUUGCUAUUCUGAAUGUGAACAGUGCAAAUAAUGUUGAUCCGUUUUAUCCAACAGCAGGCAAUACAGCCGAAACGGUGGACGCAUGUUUAGGACAUCCAAAUAUACAGAACAUUUAUCAUUAUCAUAUGGCAUCAGGCUGUGCAUUGAGUCCACCAUCAGGUACUAUUGCAUCAUGUGCAUCAACUAGUUCUUGUAGUUCAAGUAUUGCCGCCUAUGCUAUCUCAUUAUAUAACUCAUAUCGUACUUUGACAUUAAUUGGAAUAGCUAAAGAUGGUCAUGUUAUUUAUGGACCCUAUGACUCCACUGGCACAGAGGUAACAAGUGGUUACGACAUAUGCAAUGGUAUGUUCUAUAAUUCAGCUGGCGAAUACGCUUAUUUUACAACACGAAAAUUUCCGUAUAUAACUGGAUGCUUUGGCCCUGGAAACUACCCCAGUUUUUCCGUGAAUUGUUCAACAAAUGCACCAUCGUCAUACUCAAUGUCAAGCUAUGCUGGUUAG
This is a messenger RNA of Rotaria sordida, 534 nucleotides long. The record is from the annotation of a GenBank genome assembly. NCBI's taxonomy places the organism in Eukaryota, Metazoa, Rotifera, Eurotatoria, Philodinida, Philodinidae.